GCGUCUGGUCUAGCAGCUCCUCCCUCUGCAGAGCGAAGUAGGAUCUCCAUUCAAACACAUCCAAACUCCGCGGGAUGAGUAUCAAUUUUACACUUACUAGCUGCUGAUCACCACUUCGCCAUUAACAUAAGGAAAGUAAAUUAGGAGAAUCUGUAGCAUUUGACGCCCGCAAUAGUGAAACGAUUGGACAGUUAAUUCUGGACCGCGAUAUACACAAGUGGUUGCUAGCAAGCUAUUCCAACAGACUGCAAACAUGGCGAGCGCCUCAUACCAUAUCUCUAAUCUUUUGGAAAAAAUGACAUCUAGCGAUAAGGAUUUUAGAUUCAUGGCCACUAACGACCUGAUGUCAGAGCUGCAGAAGGACUCAAUCAAGCUGGACGACGACAGUGAACGUAAGGUGGUCAAGAUGAUCCUUAAGCUGCUGGAGGACAAGAACGGAGAAGUGCAGAACCUGGCUGUCAAAUGCCUGGGCCCGCUGGUCAGUAAGGUGAAGGAGUACCAAGUGGAGACAAUCGUGGACACAUUGUGCACCAACAUGCUGUCGGACAAGGAGCAGCUCAGAGACAUCUCCAGCAUCGGCCUGAAGACGGUCAUCGGAGAGCUGCCACCCGCCUCCAGCGGCUCAGCGCUGGCAGCGAGUGUGUGUAAAAAGAUCACAGGACGUCUCACAAGUGCCAUUGCCAAACAGGAGGAUGUGUCCGUGCAGCUCGAGGCUUUGGACAUCAUGGCAGACAUGUUGAGCAGGCAGGGUGGUCUGCUGGUGAACUUCCACCCAUCCAUCCUGAGCUGCCUGCUGCCCCAGCUGACCAGCCCACGGCUGGCCGUACGCAAGCGCACCAUCAUCGCCCUGGGCCAUCUGGUGAUGAGCUGCGGCAACCUGGUGUUUGUGGACCUCAUCGAGCACCUGCUGUCCGAGCUCUCGCGCAACGACUCCAUGUCCACCACGCGCACCUACAUCCAGUGCAUCGCCGCCAUCAGCCGCCAGGCCGGACACAGGAUUGGCGAGUACCUGGAGAAGAUCAUCCCGUUGGUGGUGAAGUUCUGUAACGUGGAUGACGAUGAGCUGAGGGAGUACUGCAUCCAGGCCUUUGAGUCGUUCGUCAGGAGGUGUCCAAAGGAAGUGUACCCACAUGUGCCCACGGUUAUCAGCAUCUGUCUGAAGUACCUGACCUAUGACCCCAACUAUAACUACGAUGACGACGAUGAGGAUGAGAAUGCCAUGGAUGCCGACGGAAACGAUGAAGAUUACCAAGGAAGUGAUGACGAGUACAGCGAUGAUGACGACAUGAGCUGGAAGGUGCGUCGGGCGGCGGCCAAGUGCCUGGACGCGGUGGUGAGCACGCGGCACGAGAUGCUGCCCGAGUUCUACCGCUCGGUGUCGCCGGCGCUCAUCGCCCGCUUCAAGGAGCGCGAGGAGAACGUGAAGGCCGACGUGUUCCACGCCUACCUCUCGCUGCUCAAGCAGACGCGGCCAGCCCAGAGCUGGCUGUGUGACCCCGACGCCAUGGAGCAGGGAGAGACCCCGCUCACCAUGCUGCAGAGCCAGGUGCCCAUGAUCGUGAAGGCCUUGCACAAACAGCUGAAGGAGAAGAGUGUGAAGACUCGCCAGUGCUGCUUCAACAUGCUGACUGAGCUCGUCAAUGUGCUACCCGGAGCGCUCACGCAACACAUCCCUGUGCUGGUCCCAGGAAUCAUCUUCUCCCUCAACGACAAGUCCAGCUCGUCCAACCUGAAGAUCGACGCGCUGUCCUGCCUGUACGUGAUCCUGUGCAACCACCAGCCGCACGUCUUCCACCCGCAUGUCCAGGCUCUGGUGCCCCCAGUGGUGGCGUGCGUGGGCGACCCCUUCUACAAGAUCACCUCGGAGGCUCUGCUGGUCACCCAGCAGCUGGUCAAGGUCAUCCGGCCGCUGGAGACGCCGGACGCCUUCGACGCCACGCCGUACAUCGGCGACCUGUUCGCCUGCACCAUCAAGCGGCUCAAGGCGGCCGACAUCGACCAGGAGGUGAAGGAGCGCGCCAUCUCGUGCAUGGGUCAGAUCAUCUGUAACCUGGGCGACAGUCUCGGCGCCGACCUGCCCGGCACGCUGCUCAUCUUCCUGGAGCGUCUGAAGAACGAGAUCACGCGGCUGACCACGGUCAAGGCGCUGACGCUGAUCGCCGGCUCGCCUCUGCACAUCGACCUGCGUCCCGUGCUGGCCGAGGCCGUGCCCAUCCUGGCAUCGUUCCUGCGCAAGAACCAGCGGGCGCUCAAGCUGGGCACCCUGGCCGCGCUGGACAUCCUGGUGCAGAGCUACAGCGACAGCGUGACGCCGGCCAUGAUCGACGCCGUCCUGGCCGAGCUGCCGGCGCUCAUCAGCGAGAGCGACAUGCACGUCUCGCAGAUGGCCAUCAACUUCCUGACCACCCUCGCGCGCGUCCACCCCGAGGCGCUGGCCAAGAUCAGCGGCGCCAUCCUGGCCGAGCUCAUGGCGCUGGUGCGCUCUCCGCUCCUCCAGGGCGGCGCUCUGGCCGCCAUGCUGGACUUCUUCCAGGCGCUGGUGGGCACCGGCACGGCCAGCCUGGGCUACAUGGACCUGCUGCGCAUGCUCACGGGCCCCGUGUACGCGCAGAGCUCCGCGCUCGCCCACAAGCAGUCCUACUACUCCAUCGCCAAGUGCGUGGCCGCCCUGACCCGUGCCUGCCCCAAGGAGGGCCCCGCCGUGGUGGGUCAGUUCAUCCAGGAUGUCAAGAACUCGCGCUCGACCGACUCGAUCCGUCUGCUGGCGCUGCUGGCGCUGGGCGAGGUGGGCCACCACCUGGACCUCAGCGGCCAGCCCGAGCUCAAGGCCGUCAUCCUGGACGCGUUCGGCUCGACCAGCGAGGAGGUCAAGUCGGCGGCGUCGUACGCGCUGGGGAGCAUCGCCGUGGGCAACCUGCCCGAGUACCUGCCCUUCGUGCUGCAGGAGAUCACCGGUCAGCCCAAGCGUCAGUACCUGCUGCUGCACUCGCUGAAGGAGAUCAUCAGCUCGGCGGCGGUGGCGGGCUUGAGGCCGUACGUGGAGAGUGUCUGGUCACUGCUGCUCACGCACUGCGAGUGCACUGAAGAGGGCACGCGCAAUGUGGUGGCAGAGUGCCUGGGCAAGCUCACACUCAUCGACCCCGAGACGCUGCUGCCGCGCCUGAAGGGCUACCUGCUGUCCGGAUCCUCAUAUGCUAGAAGUUCUGUCGUGACAGCCGUCAAGUUCACCAUCUCAGAUCACCCACAGACCAUCGACCCCCUACUGAAAAACUGCAUAGGUGACUUCUUGAAGACUUUGGAAGACCCGGAUCUUAACGUGCGAAGGGUUGCUCUAGUGACGUUCAACUCGGCCGCUCACAAUAAGCCGUCACUGAUCCGAGACCUGUUGGACACAGUGCUGCCCCACCUGUACAAUGAAACCAAAGUGCGCAAGGAGCUCAUCAGAGAGGUGGAGAUGGGUCCGUUCAAGCACACCGUGGACGAUGGGCUGGACAUCAGAAAGGCGGCGUUCGAGUGUAUGUACACACUGCUGGACAGUUGCCUGGACCGACUGGACAUCUUCGAGUUCCUCAAUCACGUGGAGGACGGGCUCAAGGACCAUUACGACAUCAAGAUGCUGACGUUCCUGAUGCUGGCAAGGCUGUCCUCCCUGUGUCCCAGUGCUGUGCUGCAGAGGCUCGACAGACUGGUGGAGCCACUCCGAGCCACCUGCACCACCAAGGUGAAGGCGAACUCAGUCAAGCAGGAGUUUGAGAAGCAGGAUGAGCUGAAGCGCUCGGCGAUGCGGGCAGUGGCGGCCCUGCUGACCAUCCCCGAGGCGGAGAAGAGCCCGCUGAUGAGCGAGUUCCAGUCGCAGAUCAGCGCCAACCCGGAACUCGCCGCCAUCUUCGACAGCAUCCAGCGCGACUCCACCUCCGCCAACAUGGAGUCCAUGGACACCAGCUAAGCACCCAAAAAACCCACAUGGAGCAAAAAAAAAAAGAAAGUAAAGAAACACCACACCAUACAGCGAUGGUGUUAAUGAUGGUGACGAAGACAAAACUGACUUAAUGAAAUAUGAAAUCACCCCCCCCCCCAUGACAACGAUGCGCUCUUCUUUUUCUUCGUCCUUGUCGUUUUCCCCACAAGAUUAAAUUGCAUUUAAGAGAAGAAAAAAAAAGACAGAACUUGAAAGAAAUACAACCUCCAUGAAAGGAGAAGCCUUUUAUUGUUCCAUGCAUUGCACUGAUUCAGCCGUUACAGGAGGAAACAAGAAAAAUAAGAAAAAGAAAAAAAAGUAGAAAAAAAAGACUAAAAAUAAAUAAACAAAACACCUGAAAAUACAAAAAGCUCCUCACCAAGCUUCUCAAAGCCUUUCUAGUUUUUUUUGUCUUAUUGCUUUGUGAACAAUGGAGGAAGACCACAAACGACUCGGCCGUUCAUCGUUCCUUUCCACUGCUUCCAUUUCUCCCCUCGCUUAUUUUCCCAACAGUUUGGGUCCAUCUUUUUAUUUUUCUUUGACCAGUAACUUCCAAAAAGGACCAAGAAGCCCCCACCCCCAGCCUGCAGUAGUGGCUGUUGGAGGAGCUUGAGUCGGGCUGGUUGUACAUACCCUGGAGGUGGGGGACGGAUUGAGAAAGGCCCAGUAGAGGAUUGGUGCCUUUUGGACUGGGAACUUAUUUCACCUGUGUGGAUUCAGACCAGACUUAGGAGACCUCAUGCGCAAUGUUUGUUCAUUUCCAGGCACCAAGAUAGCAGGACCAUGUGGUGUUUUUGUUGUUUUGUUUGUUUGUUUCUUAACACGGAGUAUUCCUUUCCGCAUUCCGCUACAUUGACCACCUUGAUCUGUUGAUUUGGUUUUGUUUUGUUGCCAUGUUUUAUGCCAGACCAGAUAGAUUUAGAGUUAUUUUUUCUUUAAAAUCUUUGCAUUGUCACCCACCAGUCAUAUUGAUUUCAUUUGUCUUGCAUACUCCCAACCAAGAGUGUGUGUAUCAGAGCAAGUUUAUGUGUGAGCGAGCCAGUGAAUUGUGGUCAGCGAUGUUAAAUGACCCCCCAUUCUUCUUUUUUUAUUUUUUCUCUCUCCUGAAUGCUAUGGUUGUUGCGCAGUGGUCGCAUCUGUGUAAUCUGGGAAGGUAAAAGCACUUAAUAUGAAAACUUCUGGAUACUUGUAAACCAGGACUUUUGCCCAGGCUCCAGCAACAAGAGCAGCAAUUUGAUAUUGAUUACAUGACUGGGCCCUUGAAACCUACCAUAGGACCUGAGCUGUACGUAUGUGAAGCAAGUGAUUUACAGCUUUUUUUUCCCCCUCUUUUUUUUAUUUUGUCUCUCAUCCACUGUUAGAGGUUCUGCAACUGUUCUGUUUCAGUGCUGAACUGUUUUGGGGGAAAAAAAAAUACUUCAACUGCAUCGACCAAUUCCUUCAUCUAUUUUCCUCUGGAUAAUAUUCCUCUUUCUUUUUGGUCUCCCUUUCUGCAUUCCUCUGCCUCUCCUCUAGGGGGAGCCAUCUGUAUCCACCAACUUUAAAUCACUUUAGAUAAGAACUUUGAUGGUUUGCAAAACACGUUUUUGAGGACUUCUGUUUGUUGGGAAAUAAAGAAAAAAAUAAGAGAAAAAUAAAAACAAAAAUGCGAAAAAAA
This is a messenger RNA of Alosa alosa (allis shad), 5615 nucleotides long. RefSeq names its product cullin-associated and neddylation-dissociated 1 (gene cand1). Bases 254 to 3946 code for a protein of 1230 amino acids. Gene Ontology annotation, cellular component: nucleus. Gene Ontology annotation, biological process: SCF complex assembly; protein ubiquitination. NCBI's taxonomy places the organism in Eukaryota, Metazoa, Chordata, Actinopteri, Clupeiformes, Clupeidae. The record is from RefSeq and is a predicted model, not a curated record. The transcript has 15 exons.